Messenger RNA from Cryptomeria japonica (Japanese cedar), 961 nucleotides. RefSeq names its product outer envelope pore protein 16, chloroplastic. The record is from RefSeq and is a predicted model, not a curated record. Gene Ontology annotation, molecular function: amino acid transmembrane transporter activity. The transcript is spliced from 7 exons. Gene Ontology annotation, cellular component: chloroplast outer membrane. NCBI's taxonomy places the organism in Eukaryota, Viridiplantae, Streptophyta, Pinopsida, Cupressales, Cupressaceae. The coding region runs from base 184 to 681 and encodes 165 amino acids.
UCAUUUCAUGCAGUCCCCACUUCUACACAUCACACAGUUAUCUUCCCCUUUUGUUUACUGUUGCUGUUUCCCGCUUUCACAAUCCUCUUUCUUAAUCACCAUCCAUCCCUCUCUGUAAAUCGAAUUGAAGAGAAUCAUCAGCUGUUCAGAUUAUCAGGCAAGCACCAUUUGAGCUAACUAGAAAUGGCAAAGGAAGCAAUGCAAAAUUCAAAGGAUGCAAUGUAUAAAACAAAGGAUUCUAUAUAUAAUUCUCUUGAUGAGCACAAGAGUCACAAUGUGGAUGUGCUGGUGGAUUUGGGGCACCCCCUUGUCAAUCGUGUGGUUGAUGGGUUUCUCAAAGUGGGUGGGGUUGGGGCCUUGAAUGCUGCAUCUCAAGAUGCCUAUAAGUUGGUCUUACAAGAGGAAGCCAACAAAUCCUCCCUUGAAUGCAUGGUUCAAAACAUGGGCAAACAAUCUUUGCAAUGGGGUCUGGCGGCUGGAGUGUACUCAGGAGCAAAAUUUGGUCUGCAAGAAGCAAGAGGCGUCCGUGAUUGGAAAAAUGCAGUGGUGGGAGGUGCCCUAGCAGGUGCUGCAUUAUCUCUGACAGAGCCAAAUCCAAGGCAUGAUCGUGUUAUGCAGGCAGCAAUCACAGGAGCAGCUGUUGCAACUGCUGCUGAGCUUCUGAGGAAUCUUACCCAUUGAUCAUAUUUCUUGUCACACUCAUUAUCUUGGUUAUGUGAUGUGCAAAACACCAUUUCAUAAUAAAUUAAGCUAUUUCUUUUGUCUGUAAACCAGUGUUCUGUGUGUCCAUUAGGGCUUUUAACUCUUUAGAUUUUCAGAACAAAUCGUGUAGAGAUAAUGUCUGCAAAUGUUGUAUGAAACCCGUUGUGGAUUCCUCAUUCAAGGUCUCUGAAUGGCCACAAAUUUGUCUUUCUUUUUAUGUAUGAAAUAAAUUUUGAGAAUGAAUUUUAUGUUCUGUGAA